AUGACCGAUGAAAGGGGCUAUGGCUCUUUACAGAGCGGCGAUAACGAGUCUUCCCCCAUGAUGGGCCGUGCCAGCCCACAACCAGAACCAGAUGAACAUACCAAAUUGUUACCCGCGGAUGUCCAUACGGGAUACGAGGCCCAAAGGGCGCUAAAGGGACACGCGAAUUUUCAUCGUCUCGGAUGGAAACGUCUCACCGUGGUCAGCAUCGUCGAAGCGAUCGCGCUCGGCGCACUGAGUCUGCCUCAGGCGUUCGCGGUCUUGGGUAUGAUCCCCGGCAUUGUGAUCACCAUUGGGAUGGGGAUUGUGGCGAUCUACACCAGCUACAUCAUCGGAGCAGUCAAGAUCAAAUUUCCUUCAGUUGCCCACUACGGAGAUAUUGGGCAACUGCUAAUGGGAGACUUUGGUUACUGGCUGUUUAGUGCGAUCUUUGUCGUUCAGCUGACACUCUCUGUCGGAUCGCACUGUCUCACGGGCAUGAUUGCCUUCGCGAACAUUACUGAGAGCAGCAUGUGCGCUCUAGUAUUCGGUGGUGUCUCCGCUGUGAUUCUGCUUCUGUUAGCGAUACCGCCGACAUUCGCCGAUGUCGCCAUCCUGGGCUAUAUUGACUUUGUUUCCAUCAUUCUGGCUAUCGGAGUCACCAUGGUCGGCACUGGGAUUCAACAGGCACAGAUGUCGGGCGGCCUAGCUGCCUCAGACUGGUCUUACUGGCCCGCAGAAGAUGUCACAUUCCCCAAAGCAGCCGUUGCGAUUAGCAAUAUUGUCUUUGCGUAUGCUUUUGCUGGUGCUUUACCAUCAUUUAUGAAUGAGAUGCAUACGCCCAAGGACUACGUCAAGUCAAUAACUGCGCUUGGAGUCAUUGAAAUCUCAAUCUAUGCAUUGACCGGAUCCAUCGUCUAUGCCUUUGUUGGACACGAUGUUCAGUCCCCCGCUCUGUUGUCAGCUGGACCCGUUUUCUCCAAAAUUGCAUUCGGCAUUGCCCUUCCGGUGAUUUUUAUCUCCGGCUCUAUCAACACUACGGUCGUGGCCCGCUUUAUUCACACGCGAAUUUAUCGUGAUUCAGUCAUUCAGUAUGUCAACACUGUAAAAGGCUGGGUCACCUGGCUAGCGCUCGUGAUUGCCAUUACCGUAAUCGCCUGGGUAGUCGCUGAGAGUAUACCUUUCUUUUCCGAACUCAUGGCUAUCAGUGCUGCUCUCCUGGUGUCGGGAAUGUCAUUCUAUUUCCCCCCCAGUGAUGUGGCUUUUGCUUCUCAAAGACGGGGACUGGCAGGAUAG
Molecule: messenger RNA, 1275 nt
Organism: Penicillium maclennaniae
Lineage: Eukaryota; Fungi; Ascomycota; Eurotiomycetes; Eurotiales; Aspergillaceae
Exons: 1
Coding region: 1-1275 (424 amino acids)
Biological process (GO): amino acid transmembrane transport
Cellular component (GO): vacuolar membrane
Molecular function (GO): amino acid transmembrane transporter activity
Source: RefSeq, a predicted model, not a curated record